Oncorhynchus nerka (sockeye salmon) is the source of this 2823-nucleotide messenger RNA. Its product is annotated as butyrophilin subfamily 1 member A1-like. Lineage: Eukaryota; Metazoa; Chordata; Actinopteri; Salmoniformes; Salmonidae. Gene Ontology annotation, biological process: regulation of cytokine production; T cell receptor signaling pathway. The record is from RefSeq and is a predicted model, not a curated record. Gene Ontology annotation, molecular function: signaling receptor binding. Bases 89 to 994 code for a protein of 301 amino acids. The transcript has 5 exons. Gene Ontology annotation, cellular component: external side of plasma membrane.
GGGUCACAGGGAGCGACGGUUCAUCGAGCGACGGCUCAGAAUAUAUUUGUUAUUUUGAACCUUUAUUUAACUAGGCAAGUCAGCCAAUAUGAAGACUUCUUUGCCCUUCUGGUUGUGUACAAUGUCAAUGUACAUAAUCAGAAUAUCAUCAACAUCUAGUGAUACAGUUGUUCAACCCAUUGUGGCCUUAGUUGGUGAUGACGUCAUCCUGCCUUGCACCCUGAGACACACAGUCAGUGCUGUGCAUCAGUCAAUAGAGUGGCAGAGACCGGACCUAAAACCAAAAGAGGUCCAUCUUUACAGAGAUGAGAAGGACGAUCUUGUGCUCCAGAAUCCAGUCUUCAGCGGAAGGACGUCACUGUUUACAGAAGAACUAGAGAACGGCAACACUAGUUUAAAGUUGACCAGAGUGAAACUCUCUGAUGCUGGAAACUACACCUGUUACAUUCCACUGCUGAACCACCAGAAAACCAUCAUUCAACUCCUUGUUGGUGAGUCAACACACCUGCUGACCAUCCAAACCCCCUUAAGAGACAGAUCUCAUGAAAUCAGGGGUGCUGUGUCCAGACCAGUUAUCAUCAUUGGGGGAAUGGAAGGCGAUGAGGUGGUCCUGCGGUGUGAGGCUGAAGGCUGCUACCCAGAGCCUGUCAUGGAGUGGUUUGACGCUCAGGGACGUGUCCUCCCUGCUGCUGGACCUACAGAGACGUCCAGAGACCGUGAAGGCUGCUACACUGUGACAAGCCAUGUCACCGUCCCGAACUCUGACAACAACACCUUCACCUGUCGCGUUCAACAGUUGGAGAUCAAACACAUGAAGGAGAGACAGGUUCAUGUUCCAGAUCAGAUGUUUCCUAAGACGUGUCAUUCCUGCUGGCUGACAGUUCUUGUAGCAGUUCCUGUCGUUUAUUUAGCUGGAGUUGGAGUUGGAGCUGGAGGUCUCUACCUGUUGAUAAGAAAAGGGAUAUUGACCAUCAAGAACCGUGGACGUCAGUAAUGAAGAACAAGGAGACGACGAAGAAUGAGGAAGAUGAGACCAGUGAAUCCCAGUCUGUCAUUGGUUUAGAUGAUGUGAAAUGAUCUAUAAUAAUAGUUCUAUAUGCCAUUUAACAGACAUGUUUGGAUGGUCCCAGGAAUCAAACCCACUAUCCUGGAGUUACAAGGACCUUAACUAUGACUACAUAGGAAUAUGCAUAUAUUUACAUUUGAGUAAAUUUAGGAGACGCUCUUAUCCAGAGCAAUUUACAGGAACAAUUCGGGUUAAGUGCCUUGCUCAAGGGGACAUUGGCAGACUUUUCAUCUUGUUGGAGGGGCACUGCCAAAAUCACCAGGUGCUCUUAUCUAUUACCUUAAACGUAGACUAGAGAAGAAUGGGAGAAACUCCCCAAAUACAGGUGUGCCAAGAUUGUAGCGUCACACCCAGGAAGACUCAAGUCUGUAAACGCUGCCAAAGGUGCUUCAAUGAAGUACUGAGUAAAGGGUCUGAAUACUGUAAAUAUGAUUUUUUUUUUUUGCAAAAAAUGUCUAAAACCUGUUUUUGCUUUGUCAUUAUGGGGAAUUGUGUGUAGAUUGAAAAAAAAAGAGUAUUUAAUCCAUUUUAGAAUAAGGUUGUAAAUACUUUCUGAAUGCAGCUGGGGGAUUCGAUCCAGCAACCUUUCGUUUACUGGCCCAACGCUUUUCUCUGCCGCCCCAUGGCUCUAUGUAGUAAGGUGUUCGCUAUGGGCUUAUAUGAUAAACUUAGCACACAAUAUAUACAGCUAGCAAAGGUAAUAACUUAGCACGCUAGGCUAGCAGGCUGAAUAUAUAGCAAUAAUAAAACCAGCACCAUUAGUGGUAGCGAGUUAGCAUGCUGUGUGGCUAACAAUGCUAAUAUGUAAACAGACAGCCAUCUUGGUAGAGGUUCGUAUGAGGAAGUGACCGGGUGUGAUGACUUCCCCGAUCGGCCAUACUGGUUGUGUAAGAAUGAUCGCCUGGUAGCCAUCUUAGACACAACCACCAAUGGAAGGCCUGAAUACUGUUCUGUACCCAGAACUAUGCCAAGGGGAUAGAUAAACAGGAUAAGCAGUAUGGAUAGUACCCAUACAUUAAUUACUGGCAUAUAAACACUGGAUGUAUUAGCGCCUAGUUUUUCUGUACUAUUUAUGUUUAUAUUACUAUUUAUAUUUGACAACGUUUACUUUUACUCCACUUCAUUCCUAAUGAAAAUAAUGCACUUUUUACUCCAUACAUUUUCCGUGACACCCAAGUCACAUUCUCGUUACAUUCUUAUUUUUACUUUUGAUACUUAAAAAAAAAAAAAAGUAUUUAAAACCAAAUACUUUUAGACUUUUACUCAAGUAAGUAUUUUAUUGAGUAAUUUUCUAUUAAAAUGCAUCUUUAAUUUUACUCAAGUAUGACACUGUUUUAGAUAUUUCAUUUGGGGUCUAGAGAUUUAGGUAAAUCAGCCUUUGGUUUCUUUACGUUUGGAAUAUUCAACAAUGCACUAGCUCUUUAUUGUUUUUUUAAUUGUUACUUUUAUUUAACUAGUCAAGCCCGCUAAGAACAAAUUCUUAUGGGACUCUCAAGCACAGCCGGAUGUGAUACAGCCUGGAUUCGAACCAGGUACUGUAGUGACACCUCUUGUUCUGAGAUGCAGUGUCUUAGACCACUGAGCCACUCUGAAGCCUGUCUGUUUUAUAUGUUCGUGUAUUGUAGUGUAUAAUUAUAUUUAUCUGAAGGUGUCAUGUGUUUAUUGUAUUGUGGUGCUGUACAGGGCUCACCUGGAAAAGAGACCUUUGUCUCAGCAUGACUCAAAAUAAAGGUGAAAUAAAAUGUGAUUGAAAGGUU